AUGCACAAGCGGGGUGUCGUGAAGAAGGGUCGUCUCGAAUUUGCUAUUUCUUGUCCGUGCGGUAAGGCUACCGUGUACGACGACGAACGCAUAGACUUCUUCAUCGGCUCAAAUGAGAAGUACCAAGAGGAUAAGGAAGGUGUCACUGUACAGUUGAGAAUCGAUCAUCGCCUUGGCGCUCAUCAACGUGUUAAGAAGGAACGGCGCGUAGAGUUUGAUGAGAAGACUUCGCGGGGCUCUAUCUUCUACGCCUACCGCGAAGUUACAUGGAGCCGGUUUUGCGCCAAAAUCUCCCUUCCAACAUUCUAUGACGGCCUCACCAUCAUCACAGACGACCCAAAGAAGCUCGGGCGGAAGAACGGCUGGUUUGCAGACUUCCCUCAGCAGUACUUCGUUGGAAAUCCUGAGGCCAAGAGCAAGGUGCUGGUGAUUUCGCCGUGUCACGACAUUGGCGUUCUGAAGAAGCUCAUUGAGCAGCUGUUCGCAGGCCUCGACGUAGACAUCGACGAAGUCAAAGUCCGCCUCAAGACGCCCAAAGAAAAAGCCAUCACAGCUACGGACGAGCCUUUCGAUUUCGAAAACCCAACCCCUAAUGUGUACAUCCACUGGUGCAUGCGCGUCACCCACAGACCCACGGGAGAACAGACGUCGCUCGAUAUCUCCGGCGUGCAGUACGGAAUGAUUCAGGGCGACAUGCCAUGGCAGCCACACACAGACAUCUUCGUCGACGAGGUCCAGGCCAUCAAACCGCUGGGUACACUUGCGAAGUACGCAGAUGAAGUGUCACAAACCAAGGGUACGGAGGGAUUGCGAUUCGAAGUUGCGGCGAGUGCAAUGAAGGCGUGGCACGAGACUGUCGAUGCGGCGAUGGAGCGCAAAGGGUUGACAUGGGCGGAUGUACUAGGCAAGGAAGAAGAAGCUUUCCAGCGACAUACGAAGAAGAUCUUGAGCGUGGGCACAAAGGCUAUGCAGAAGUAUGCCGCGGAGACGAAGCUGACGAAGAAGAGGCUCAAGGCGGAGAGGUAUGAGCAGAGGCAUGAAGAUUGGUUGAUGGGAGAGCUCAAGGAGCUGGAGAAGCUGUAUUUGGAAUAG
Molecule: messenger RNA, 1092 nt
Organism: Alternaria triticimaculans
Lineage: Eukaryota; Fungi; Ascomycota; Dothideomycetes; Pleosporales; Pleosporaceae
Exons: 4
Coding region: 1-1092 (363 amino acids)
Source: RefSeq, a predicted model, not a curated record